Messenger RNA from Triticum aestivum (bread wheat), 1327 nucleotides. RefSeq lists its product as uncharacterized. Bases 94 to 1182 code for a protein of 362 amino acids. The transcript is spliced from 6 exons. The record is from RefSeq and is a predicted model, not a curated record. Lineage: Eukaryota; Viridiplantae; Streptophyta; Magnoliopsida; Poales; Poaceae.
AAAGAAACAGCUAUUUGAAGAUAAGGCAGCAGCAAAAGCAACAUCCUCUUCCUCGCAUACCUUCUGUUGCGGAAGCUCCCACGCUCGAUCGGCAUGGACGCCGGCGAGCUGGAGGUCUUCGACGCCGGCCGUUACACCGAGGGAUAUCAGCUCGGUCUCGCCGUGGGCCAGCGGUUCAGCGAGACGAUCAGGAGCAGGAUGCAAGUGGACCUCUUCCUGCAGGAGCAGCUGCUGCCGUUCGCGUCCACGGCGGCGGGCAAGCCGCUCCUCACCGCGCUCCAGGCCGCCAACAGGGAGAGGUACCCCCGGUACUGGGACGAGCUGGUGGGCAUGGCGGACGGCAGUGGCGUCCCACUCCUCCACGUGAUUCUGGUCAACUUGAGGAAGGAGAUUCGUCCGUUCAUCCCAAAGAAGGACCACGAACGGAGAGAAGAGCCCGACGACGACUGCUCCGACAUCCUGAUGGUGAGCGAGUCGACGGCGUUCGCGGCGCACAACGAAGACGCGACCGCCGCGCUGCUCGGCCACACCUACGUGGUGAAGGCGACGUCGCCGGACGGCGUAUCCUCCUUCACCGCCUACACCUACGCCGGCGAGCUCCCCACCUGCGCCUUCGGGUUCAACAGCAACGGAGUGGCCUUCACGCUCGACUCGGUUCCGCCGGCGAUCGGCGAGGUCGCCGCGGGGGCCAUCGCCGUGAACUUCGUGUCGCGGGACCUGCUGGAGGCGAGAGACCUGGACGACGCGAUGCGCAGGGUGUGCUCGCCGGGCGUCUCGGUCGGGCACUGCUACAACCUGAUGGACGUCAGAGCCCGACGGAUCGUCACCGUCGAGACCGCCUCCCGGAGCCGGUUCGCCGUCCAGGAGGCCGGCGCCACGCCCUCCUUCCACGCGAACAUGUACCGUCAUCUCCAAGUGGAGCAGGUGCAGGACGAGAACUCCAUGAGCAGGGAGAGGAGAGCGGCGCAGUGCGCGAUGGACUCCAAGGAGAAGGCGCUCGCGGUGCUCGGAGACGCGGCCGACGACAAGUACCCCAUCUUUAUGACAGGUCCAACGCUGUAUACUCUAUGCACCGUCUUGGUUGAUCUCGACGAGGAGACGAUGACCAUUUACAGGGGGAAUCCCAAGAACAGAGAUGCCGUUCGAGUAGCUCUUCCUAUGCUGUCAACUUCUAAUAACUAGAUUAGCUUAGUCCUCGCCGCCGAGAAAUUGGUCAGUAUCCCUAAUUGCUACAGUAGCACUAUGAUUGUAAUUCAAAAGAUCGGUUCAGAUUUUUGGAUGUUGUCACAUACUAGUAGUGUAUAAUUGAGCAUGAUCAUUUUUGCCA